CCCGCGUCUCCCCUGAGCUGCGGGAGCGAGUCGUACGGGCUUGCAGGGCUUACUUAGCGCAUCCGACUCUGCCUCCCCUUUUCCCCCUGAAUGGAGCAGGUUUAGUGAGCUUAGCGAGCUGGCGGCGCGCCCGACUUGAGGCUUUGCGUGGCUACCGGGGAACGCCGGAGAGGAGAGGAGAGGCGGCUGGCCGAUCCCGGCAGAAGGAAAGCGCCGUCCUGCCUUUUUUUCCACCCCCACCCCUCCCUGCCCUGCAGUCGAGACAUGGCCGGGCGAGGUCGGGUUUGGGCGCUGGCGUUGGCGCUGUGCGCUUUGCCGGGCAGCCUCUGCCUGCAGGAGACCGAAGCGGACGAGGCUGAAGCGCCGGCGGCGGCUCUGGGCGGCGGGGCGAACAGGCGGCGGCGCCUGAGCCAGGAGGACGGCAUCUCCUUCGAGUAUCACCGCUACCCGGAGCUGCGGGAAGCGCUGGUGUCCGUGUGGCUGCAGUGUCCGUCCAUCAGUCGGAUCUACACCGUGGGCCGGAGCUUCGAAGGCAGGGAGUUGCUAGUCAUCGAGAUCUCGGACAACCCCGGCGAGCACGAAGCUGGAGAGCCAGAAUUUAAAUAUGUUGGCAACAUGCAUGGAAAUGAAGCUGUUGGAAGAGAACUUCUUAUCUUCUUGGCUCAAUACUUGUGCAAUGAGUAUCAGAAAGGAAAUGAGACUAUCAUUAAUUUGAUCCACAGUACACGUAUCCACAUCAUGCCGUCUCUGAAUCCAGAUGGCUUUGAGAAGGCAGCAUUACAGCCAGGGGAACUCAAAGAUUGGUUUGUUGGUCGAAGUAAUGCACAGGGAAUAGACUUAAAUAGAAAUUUCCCUGAUCUGGAUAGAAUUGUCUAUGUCAACGAGAGAGAAGGAGGUCCAAAUAAUCAUUUGUUGAAAAAUCUGAAGAAAGCUGUGGACCAAAAUUUAAAGCUUGCACCAGAAACAAAAGGUGUGAUUCACUGGAUAAUGGAUAUUCCCUUUGUACUGUCCGCCAAUCUUCAUGGUGGGGACCUUGUGGCAAAUUACCCAUAUGACGAGACUCGGACUGGAAGUGCACAUGAAUACAGCUCCUGCCCAGAUGAUGCUGUUUUCCAAAGCUUAGCCCGAAGCUAUUCAUCUUUUAAUCCAGCUAUGUCAAACCCUAAUCGGCCACCAUGUCGCAAGAAUGAUGAUGAUAGCAGUUUCAUUGAUGGGACAACUAAUGGUGGUGCUUGGUAUAGCGUUCCAGGAGGUAUGCAAGACUUCAACUAUCUCAGCAGCAAUUGCUUUGAAAUCACCGUGGAGCUUAGCUGUGAAAAAUUCCCUCCAGAAGAAACUCUGAAAACCUAUUGGGAGGACAACAAAAAUUCACUUAUCAGUUACAUUGAGCAGAUACAUCGAGGAAUAAAAGGAUUUGUUAGAAAUCUUCAGGGUAAUCCGAUUGCUAAUGCCACAGUUUCUGUAGAGGGGAUAAACCAUGAUAUUACAUCAGCAAAGGAUGGUGAUUACUGGAGGCUGCUGGUACCUGGAAAUUAUAAAGUGACAGCUUCAGCACCUGGCUAUCUAGCAAUCACUAAGAAAGUGGCUGUUCCCUUCAGUCCUGCUGUUAGGGUUGAUUUUGACUUGGAAUCAUUGUCUGAAAGAAAAGAAGAGGAAAAGGAAGAACUAAUGGAAUGGUGGAAGAUGAUGUCAGAAACUUUAAAUUUUUAAGCAGAAGUUCUGAAUUCACAUCUUUUAAUCUACUAUGUGUUCAUUUAGUAUAAUGUACUGUGAAAAGUCCCUUCAUUUUAGAUUUUGUGUAGCUCUUAAUAUGUAACUUUGGGGUGGGGUGGGCUGAGUAAUUUUUUUUAACACCAAUAACAUAUUCUCCAUAAAAGUAUAUUGCUGGAACUUUUUAUGUCAUUUUCACUGUCCUACAUAUUCAACUUGAAGGACAAAUGCCCACAAAAAUAUGUCCUUUCUCUAAAGUGACUGUGAAUCUGAGCAUUUCACUAUCCUAAAUAUGCAGGUUAAGCACAUUAAAAAGUACAUUAUAAUAAUUAGCAGUCACUUGCAACAACUGCCACAAAUAUUUGUCCAUAGAGGUAAACCCAUUUAGAUUUUUUUAAAAAAAAUAACUCAUAAUGGCACUGAAAAUAUAUAUGAUAAGAAUUUAGUGUUGUACAUAACAAUUAAAGUUUUUUUUGGAAGAGCCAUAUAAAAUAAGAAUCCAAGUACUUGGGUAUUACAUAUACUACUCAUAUGGAAAUGGCUUCCAUCAUUCUUAAGAAAAAAAUAUCACAUUUUUUUUCUCUUGUGUUUAUUAAUGUUCCUAAGUAACGUGGUAAUCAGAUUAAAAAUUCUGGAUGGAUAAACAGUUAACAUAUAGUAAGUGUAUAUUACUUGUUUUUUGUGCUUGCAAUAUAUUAUUUGUGUUAUUCUGUUUUUCAGUAACUGUAUGCAUUAAGUAUACAUGGUUUUCAUAAGAAAGCUUCCAUAUUCUUUGUAUGAAGAACAGAAAGUUUCCCCCAUAACUGAUCCAUCAGCUGCUUCCUUUAAUAUGGAUUGGAAAUUCAAGAUACGCUCUUAAAAAGUCAAAACUGUAAACAUGUUUUCUAUGAGAAGCAAUUUCUCUAGGUUCAGUGGAAUUUAUUUCCUGGUCACACAUCUUGAUUUCAGCCUCUGGUAAAAAUGAUCGUUUGGAUUGUAAGGGUACUUCCUCUGAAAUAGAGAAAUUUCCAGAUAAAACAUGGUAGUUUACAUUGGCACUAGCACUUAGGGGAGCAACCUGCUGUUCAGUGUAAAUUAGCUCACUAGUUUACACUAGUAGGAUAGCAGGAUCAGCCUAAAGGGCGAAACCCAUUUUGUCAAAAUAAAUGAAUAUCUUGAUGUUUCUUUUUAGGCCUGUGCAGUACUUUAUAUUUGGUUCCUCAAUGGUGUUUCAGGAUGUGUGGAAGCUCAAAUUUACUGCAUCAUUUUAAGUAGCUAUGUCUUAUCUGGGGAUUUUGUGCCAUAGCUGCUUUAAGAUGCUCCAGAAAGAGUGUGGGUUUGUGUUCUCUUCUGCUCUGAACCAAUCCCAGCCCUAGUUCCAAUAUCACAUAUUUUAGUAGCUUUUCAGCGUUGCUUGUCGCUGGCUCCUCCCACACUUAUACUAUUGGUAGAUGACUCCUGUCCUUGUUUUAAAUUACGUACAUACUACCAGUGAGCAGCAGCUGAAUUUGAAGAUACACUUUUACCGUAUAUGCUUCCUACCUGGAAUAUCCCUAGAAGAAAGGUGAGGAGAGUGAAAAGUUAUUUCUUUGCAUACUGUGGAUUCUUAGCUCAGUUUCUGGUGUCUCUAGGAUUUUAGGUAGCCUAGUAGUAAAAGAUUCCCUGGAGAGUGCAAAUGACCAAAGUAUGACAUCAGCUGGACUGUCUGGAUGAUUUGUAAAAGGUUUACUGAACUGCUAAAACAUGCAAGGCUGUAAAACAGUUUUAUGAUGUAAGGAAUUCAGUGUUAAGGAUGUAAGGAAUUGGUCUUAAAAGGCACAAAUUAAGAUUAAAAAAAUCUAUUUAAUCUGAAAAACAAAAGAUUGAAAGAAUGCCUGAGACCCAUUGCUUUCAAUUUAUCAGAUGGCUUGAGAGAUUUUAUCGAAAAGUCUUGUGUCCCUUUUUUCUUCUUCUCUCGGGACAGUGCUUAAGGUCAGUAUUCAAUAUUUUCUUGCCAUCGUCACAUGGCUUCCAUGUUACACAAAUGAAAAUAUAGGGGUUUGUCAAAUGCUCAGAAGGAAUUAUUUUCUCUCUGAGGGCUAUGCAUCAUUUGGCAUUCUUAAACACUGACGUAUUAAAUAUCUUGAAGUUACAGGAAUGCAUACAUUCACCAUAUCUGUGUAGCACAUUUAGGCCUCUGGGACUGGAUAAGCUAAACUCUAAACAAUAACUGAAAAUUGAGUAAUUUGGAUGAAAUAUAUAACCAAAGCAAACCACUUCUACAAACAUCACUGGUUAUAAAUAAUUUAUCAAAGAAUAAAGCAAUUAAAUACCAGAAAUUGAGGCUUAUCACAAAUCAUACCUUACAAAAGACCUUUUCUUGCCAAAACAGGGAAGUCAUUUCAGGUUACCAGUCCUCAAGAAAGGAAUAUUAUAAUUCUUUUUACCUGUAUACUUCAUGUUGAAUAUCAAUUCAGCAAGCUACGGCCAAGAAAAAGAUCGUGAUCCUUGCCUUUCCAUUGUAUGAUUGUGGCUCCAAAAUGUUUUGCAAAUCAGAGUUCUGGAAUUAAUCACAAUAGCAGUACAUAUUAUCUGUACUCUUCCAAUUAAUACAACUGAGUGGAUGAUUUCAACAAGUUAUCUUUCUGCUUCAGUUUGCCAAAUGUAGAAUGGGAGUAACCACAUUCAUUUUAAUAGGAAUUUGACAAUUGCUGGGAUAAAGUUAUAGCUUUAACAAAGCAAUUAAAAAAAAUAUUUAAUAGUAA
This is a messenger RNA of Ahaetulla prasina, 4433 nucleotides long. RefSeq names its product carboxypeptidase E (gene CPE). The coding region runs from base 265 to 1710 and encodes 481 amino acids. Gene Ontology annotation, biological process: proteolysis. NCBI's taxonomy places the organism in Eukaryota, Metazoa, Chordata, Lepidosauria, Squamata, Colubridae. The transcript is spliced from 9 exons. The record is from RefSeq and is a predicted model, not a curated record. Gene Ontology annotation, molecular function: metallocarboxypeptidase activity; zinc ion binding.